ACUCAUUCGGAUCUUUCAGGUUCUGUUGGGCCCGUUUCGUCCUGUUUGAUGUUCUCUGCUGAACUGGACUUGGACUCUUCAGUGAAUGUUCAGGUCAGCUGUAGACCCCCAGAGGACCGGAGGUGAGGUGGUGACCAUGUGGAUCCCCACACCCAGCAUGACGCUCCCCCAGAGGAUGGUUCUGUACGGGACCUGCCUCGUGGCUCUGAUGAACUCUGUGGGCCUCUUGGUGCUCAUGGUCCAGCAGAACCAGCAGCAAGUCUGGCUGGAGAGGACCGAGGCGAGGCUGACGGAGGUGGAGCAGAGCUCGGUGGUGGAGUUCCUUCAGGAGGUUCCAAGAGGAGCCGCAGGUCUGAGGGCCAGUGCGGUCCAGGAUCCACAAGUCCAGAACUCCAGGAACAAGAGAAGUGAAGAUCUGAAAGAGGAGGUUCACCAGGAGAUGAGAAAGAAGGUCCACCAGCAGGAGACCAACCCAGAGGGAGGAGGAGAAAAGGAGACGAAGCAGAAACACAGAACCAGUCAGCGGUUCCACAAAACCCAGGAGGACAUGAUGAUGAUGAUGACCUACUCCAUGGUUCCGAUCAAACUAUUGAUUGACAUUUGCAACAGCACCAAAGGAGUCUGCCUCGCAGGACCACCAGGACCUACAGGUCCGCCUGGUGCAGACGGUUUGCCGGGCUACAAUGGGACCGAUGGGAUCCCAGGACUGGAUGGACUGCCAGGGGCUGAUGGGAAAAGAGGGAAAAAAGGACCACCAGGAGAGAGGGGGGAACCGGGAGAACAAGGCGAGCGUGGAGAGCCUGGUCCCCCUGGAGAAAUGUCCCAACCUUCUAAUGAAGUUGCCAUCGAGGGUCCACCUGGUCCUCCAGGACCUCCAGGGCCAGUGGGACCGCCAGGACCUCCAGGACCUCAAGGGCCUCCCAAGACACGGCACCACAGAGCCCACCUUCAGGCUGCUCAUUCGGGUUUGUUACACUCCGUUCCAAAUGACGAAACCGUGACGGUGAAACUACUCGAGCAGCCUGAUAAGGAGAAUGAAUGCCUCAUUAAGUCUCUGAUAAAUCCCAGGGAUGUGGCAAAGAUGGAAACCACGUUUGGUGCUUGGAUGAAAGACACGGCUGAGCCGAACGAUGAGCGGAUCUGGGUGGCAGAGCAUUUUUCUGGCCGAGUGGUGAAGGAGUAUAAAAGCAUCGCUGCCUUCCAGAAUAACAGUGGCGACUUUGUGGAUGUGAGGAAGUUCUACCAAGGUUGCGGCCACACGGUCCACAAUGGUUCCUUCUAUUAUCACAUAGCUGGAACGUCCAGUGUCGGCAGGUUUGACUUGAAAAUCCAUCGUCUUCACACCCUCCACGUAGAUGAUGCCUUGUUCAACAACCUCGCCUAUCUGAUCCCCAACUCCAAGACCUACUUCAAACUGGCCGUGGAUGAAAAUGGCCUGUGGUUGAUCUUUGCCUCCAGUGUGGACGACAGCAUCAUGGUGGCCCAGCUGGACCAGAAGACCUUCUCGGUAACGUCGUACAUAAACACCACGUACCCCCGCACCAAGGCCGGCAACGCCUUCAUCGCCUGCGGCGUUUUGUACGUCACCGACAUCAAGGACACCAGAGUCACCUUUGCUUUCGACCUGCUGAAGGGGAAGCCCAUCAACAUGACCUUUGACCUGAGGUCACCUGGUGGAGUUUUGGCCAUGCUCUCCUACAGCCCGAAGGACAGGCACCUGUAUGUGUGGGACCAGAGCUACGUCAGGUUGCACGUGGUCCACUUCAUCUCGGACGAGUGAAGAAAUCCCGCUGUUUGAACAGAUCACUCGGUUUGUUGCAGGUCCUCCACUCAAACAGUUGAAAAUGAU
Messenger RNA from Nematolebias whitei (Rio pearlfish), 1849 nucleotides. RefSeq names its product gliomedin (gene gldn). NCBI's taxonomy places the organism in Eukaryota, Metazoa, Chordata, Actinopteri, Cyprinodontiformes, Rivulidae. The record is from RefSeq and is a predicted model, not a curated record. Bases 86 to 1780 code for a protein of 564 amino acids. The transcript is spliced from 10 exons. Gene Ontology annotation, cellular component: cell surface. Gene Ontology annotation, biological process: signal transduction.